Elephantulus edwardii (Cape elephant shrew) is the source of this 885-nucleotide messenger RNA. RefSeq names its product sulfotransferase family 1E, estrogen-preferring, member 1 (gene SULT1E1). Gene Ontology annotation, cellular component: cytoplasm. Gene Ontology annotation, molecular function: sulfotransferase activity. The coding region runs from base 1 to 885 and encodes 294 amino acids. Gene Ontology annotation, biological process: sulfation. The record is from RefSeq and is a predicted model, not a curated record. Lineage: Eukaryota; Metazoa; Chordata; Mammalia; Macroscelidea; Macroscelididae. The transcript has 7 exons.
AUGGAUUCUUCCACAUCUACUGCUGUUGAAAAACUUUGCAGUAUCCGUGGACUUUUAAUAUAUGAAAGCUUUUUAAAAAAUUGGGAUAAUGUGCAAGCAUUCCAGGCAAAUCCAGAUGAUAUAGUUAUUGCAACCUACCCCAGAUCUGGCACAACAUGGGUCAGUGAAAUUGUCGAUAUGAUCCAAAAAGAUGGUAGUGCUGAAAAAUGCAAAGAUGCCAUUUUUAAUCGAGUACCUUACUUGGAAUCCAAAAAUGAAGAUGUGUUUGAUGGAGUGAAACAGUUAAAAGUUAUGGCAUCUCCUAGAUUGGUGAAAACUCACCUACCAGCAGACUACCUCCCAGCCUCAUUUUGGGAAAAGAACUGCAAGAUGAUCUAUGUUUGCCGCAAUGCCAAGGAUGUAGCUGUUUCUUAUUAUUAUUUCCAUCUAAUGGUUCCUGCUCAUGAAAAUCCUGGAACGUUUCCAGACUUUGUCAAAAAAUUUAUGAGUGGAAAUGUUCCUUAUGGUUCCUGGUUCAAACAUGUAAAAUCUUGGUGGGAAAAAAGUGAAAGCCCCCGUGUGCUAUUCCUUUUCUAUGAAGACUUGAGCAAGGACAUCAGAAAAGAAGUGAUAAAAUUGAUAAACUUCCUGGGGAAGAAGCCAUCAGAGGACCUUGUGGAUAAAAUUGUGAAUCAUACUUCAUUCCAAGAGAUGAAGAAAAAUCCAAGUACAAAUUACACAUUAUUACCUCAAAACCAAAUGAACCAAGAAAUAUCCUCCUUUAUGAGAAAGGGGUGUGUGGGAGACUGGAAGAAUCACUUUACAGUCGCCCUGAAUGAAUGUUUUGACAACCAUUACAAGCAAGAAAUGAAAUGUUCCACCCUGAAAUUGAAAACUGAGAUUUAA